AUUUUGCUUUGUUAAAAUAUUCCGCUCUUAGACAUAACUUUCCACGCAUUGAAGUUGACAAUGAAUUCACGACCGGCCAAACUGAGUUCGUUGUUCUUCUCCCCAUCUCACUAUUAUUUUACUGCAUGCUUUAAAUACUUCUAAAUAUCGACGAGGAAUAAAACAGAGACACUCUAUUGUAGAAAUAUUCAGGCAAUACUAUCUGUUAUAACCUUUUUUAUUCUUCUAAACCGGGUCAUAAUUUUAUGAUAUUAUUAUUUCAGCUUACACCGCUUCCUUUUAAUAAGUCAUUCCACCUUUGAUUCUCCUGGUUUUUAACCCCUAGUGAACCCUGUACUACAUUUUUUUAAAUGGUGUGUGUGACUUAAAUGAUAAAUAACAUUUUCCCCACACACAAGUCGAGCGGCACUUACACAGCUGAUUUCCUAUUCUGUAUAAUUAUAUUGUUGUUUAGCCCUAGGUCGUUGAUGAUCGAAUAGACUUAUGAUCAAAACUAUUUCAGUCGGGAUCAUCUCAUCUUUUUGUAUAUUCAUGGCUACGUUGUCCAAACCAUUUUAAAGUAAAUAUUGCGUGAUUUGAGAGAAAUUUAGCUGCUAUUUCUAGCAAAUCGUGCGAUCACGUAAGGUUUGUGACACAGUCAUUCCAACCUACAUAGUGUAUUAACCGUAAUUGCUUUGCUGACUGGAAAGUCAAUGGAACCUUUGGAAACCAUAAUAUACCUGAUUGUCAUUGAAGGCCGUGCUUCGGUACAGUCUUAAAUAUGACAACUAAAACAAACUAAAGAAUUUUAAAAUGUUCAGAUUUAAGAUGCAGGAAUUACAAUGGCUGUUGGAAAGGAAUAAAAAUUAUAAAUUGAAAUAAAGAAAAACCACAAAAGCUUGCAAUUUUGAGUGUUAUCCAGACAAAUCUCCCUCACAUCACACAGCCUACCGUCUUGAGAAGUGAAAGACUUUCGUUAAUAUAGUCUUUUAUACUAUAGAUUUGAAAACAAGACAGGACGGUCAUGACUGGAACGUCUGAUCAUAUGUUUGCUCAGUCAUAUUAAAGUGAGAAGCCAGCUUGUUGAGUAAAAGAUCUACAUGUUGAUAUGUACACCUUUAUCUACCUAUGCACCUAUUUCAUUAAAGGUAGAGGUGUGCAUAUACCUGUGUUCAUAUGUGAAAAGAUCAGUGAAAGAACCUACACACAUCCAGGACAUUGAAUCCGUUAUAGAAAGGGCAUUAAAGGCAGGGGUGAAAUCUGCUCUAUGUGUGGCCAUUGGACAUUCAGACUUUGAGAAAAUAAUAUCUUUAAAUAAAAGAUUUCCAGAUUUCAUUGUUCCUUGUCUUGGAGUACAUCCAGUUCAGGAGGAAGAAGAUGGAACCAGUAAAUGUGUGAUGGAUGAGGACUUGAAAGAUGCCAUUCCACUUAUUGAAAAAUAUCACGACAAGAUUGCUGCCAUUGGAGAGGUUGGCUUGGAUUUUACUCCUCGUUUCUGUAAAUCAAAGGAAGAUAAAGAGACACAGAGACAAAUUCUUGCUUCACAGGUUGAAAUUGCUAAGAAAUACAAUCUGCCAUUAAAUGUGCAUUCUCGGUCAGCUGGUCGACCUACCAUCAACCUUUUGAAGGAACUUGGAGCUGAAAAUGUCCUUCUUCAUGCAUUUGAUGGACGCCCUUCCAUUGCGAUGGAAGGGGUUAAAGCUGGUUUUUAUUUCUCAAUUCCGCCGUCGAUCGUCAGAAGUGAACAGAAGGAGAAAUUAGUGAAACAAUUACCUUUGGACUGUUUACUUCUCGAGUCGGAUUCACCAGCCCUUGCACCUGAAAAACAGAUGAGAAAUGAACCUCAAAAUAUCCAAAUAUCUGCUGAAUAUAUUGCUAGAAUCAAAGGAACUGAUGUUAGCCAUGUCUGUGAUAUAACAACCCAAAAUGCCUUUAAAUUAUUCCCAAGACUAAAAAAUUUUCUAAAAAAAUUGUAAACAAUGUGUGAUAUAAAUAAAUAAUUAAAUUAUG
Molecule: messenger RNA, 1989 nt
Organism: Octopus bimaculoides (California two-spot octopus)
Lineage: Eukaryota; Metazoa; Mollusca; Cephalopoda; Octopoda; Octopodidae
Product: deoxyribonuclease TATDN3
Molecular function (GO): hydrolase activity, acting on ester bonds
Source: RefSeq, a predicted model, not a curated record